CGGACACAGAUUCAGACAACAAAACAGAAGACACAUAGCCAGUUAAACGUUGUACGCAGAUCCCCAUUACAUUACAGAACAUCAUCACAAAGUAAAAUCAUGGGUGAGUGAUAAAAGAACACUGGGAUCAUCAAUGUCAUCAACACAAGCGUACGGAGAAGAAUGGUACUGGGACAAACGUUACCAGCAAGAAUCAGGCCCUUUUGAUUGGUACCAAAAGUACCCUUCUCUUUCUCCUCUUCUUCGUCUGUACAUCCCGAAAUCUUCGCAGAUGACGACGAGCUCGGUUCUCGUCGUCGGCUGUGGUACUUCAGCAUUUAGUGAAGGGAUGGUUGAUGAUGGAUAUGAAGAUGUGGUUAAUAUUGAUAUAUCCUCUGUUGCGAUUGAGACUAUGCGAGAACGUUACUCUAAUCGUCCGCAAAUGAAAUAUUUAAAAAUGGAUGUUCGGAAUAUGAGUGCAUUUCAAUCGGAUUCCUUUGUUGCUGUCAUCGAUAAAGGAACUUUGGACUCCCUUCUGUGCGGGCAUAAUUCACGAGAAAAUGCUGCAAAGAUGCUGCAGGAGGUUGCUAGGGUCCUCAAGGCUAAUGGAGUAUACAUUCUGAUUACGUAUGGAGCACCAACUUAUAGAUUACAUUUGCUGAGAGAGGCACACUCCUGGUCUAUAAAACUUCAUGUGAUAGGAAAAGCUUUUCUAGAAGCAAGCUCUGAGCAUCACACGCAAGAACUAACCUCUCCUGUUCCACUGAAUGAUGACUUGAGUUUAACCCUUGUGAAAAAUCCUGAUGUCCAUUAUAUUUAUGUCUGUAUCAAGGAUGAUUCAAGAGUUCGACUAUGAAGCAAGCUUUCAAAAUUUCGACUUGAAUUAUGAUAGUCCAUUUAGAGGGGCAGUAUUUUGAAAACUUACCAAAGUACAAGCUUAUUUAGCUUUGGUUUAAGGCUUUUUAAGCAAUGAUAACUCUGUCAUUGUUGUAACAAUCACAGUUGUCAACUGUAUCAAUCUAGUGUUCUUGCUUUCAAGUAUAUGGCCUUCUGUUUGUAAUGUAGCACGUUUAUCAUUUUAUUGAUAAAUAACAGAGUUCUGCUCUUUUUCACA
Messenger RNA from Daucus carota subsp. sativus, 1093 nucleotides. RefSeq lists its product as uncharacterized. NCBI's taxonomy places the organism in Eukaryota, Viridiplantae, Streptophyta, Magnoliopsida, Apiales, Apiaceae. Gene Ontology annotation, molecular function: S-adenosylmethionine-dependent methyltransferase activity. The record is from RefSeq and is a predicted model, not a curated record. The transcript has 9 exons. Bases 134 to 835 code for a protein of 233 amino acids.